Messenger RNA from Vicia faba (fava bean), 468 nucleotides. The record is from the annotation of a GenBank genome assembly. Lineage: Eukaryota; Viridiplantae; Streptophyta; Magnoliopsida; Fabales; Fabaceae.
AUGCAACUGGGUAGAAAAAACAAAGAAAACCAGGAUUGGAUCAAUUGCAAAACUGACGUGAGCUUGGCGAUCAGAGUCGUUUGGGGUUUGAGCGCCAUCUUCACUGACAGAGACAACAAUUGCAUGUACUCUUCGACCACUCAGAUGAAGAGUACAAACUAUUCCAUGGAAACUGAAGCCAUGGUGCUUCGCAUAACCAUGAAGGUUGAUAAGGAUUACUGUAAAGUCGAGUUCCAAUUAGACUGUUUGAAUGUCAUAGACAUGAUGGAGAACAAAGAUAUCAUGGUUCCUAGAAGUAUGGUGGGAGGAAUGAUGAAGAAGAUGAAAUGGUAUUGUACUAGGUUUGAGGAAGUUAUGUUUAAGCAUUUGAAUCGAUUUCUCAAUACUGAAGCUCAUACUCUAGCCAAAAACAUUACAAUCAAUGAGAUGAUUAUUGGAUCAGUUAAUAGACCAAAUGACCCAAAUUAA